AUGGCUCAAGAUGCCUCCAUGGAGGAAAUUCUCUGGCGAUCGCCGCCUCAUGUCCAGAUGAUGGGCGGCUUCCUGCACUCCAACAACAUCCUCUUCUACUUUGCCGAAUCCCCCUUCUUCGACCCCACCUCAAACAAUGCCUCGCUCGCCAUCCAGGCCAACUACAACGACGCCUUCCGCCACUUCGUCGAGACCCGCGAAGCCUUCGAGGACCGUUUGAAGACCAUGCAAGGGCUGGAGUUCAUCGUCGCCUACGACCCAUUGCAGGCGGCUGCGCAAUCCGAUACGCGCUUUGCACACGAGCCGUCGAAUGUUUGGGUCAUUCGGAAACAAAAUCGGCGGAAGCGAAGUGGGAUGGACGACGAGGUGACCGUGCUGUCGACGUACUUUGUUGUCGGCGACUGUAUCUACAUGGCGCCCUCGGUCGCCAGCGUCGUGGGAAAUCGAAUUCUUUCGGCCGUCACUUCUCUAUCGCGACUUAUGAAAACUGCCUCCACCCUGCCGACUUUCACCCCAUCCUACGGUCACACCUAUAUGCCACCCACGCGUGCUACAGAUACAACAGCGACUGCCCAACAGGCCUCCCAACAAAGUAAAGAAACCACUCCUAUACCCGAAGCCCCGGAUUCACAAGCAGCCGCCAAGGCGGGCCUGGGCGUCUCGACCACCAGCUCCAGCUACCAGGACACACGGAGUCUAGCAGAGGCAAUUAACCUGCUUACACGGUACGGCGACGAAUACAUGGACGAGAAUCCGCUAGCGGGCGAGCCGGGCUCGUUCAUCCUGUCGCGGAAUGGCGGCGAGACGGAUCGCACGGCGGGACCGGCCAAGCCAGCAUCCAACAAAAUCCCAGGUGCGACGACCACGGGGACAAAUACCCCAUCUGGUGGGCCGCCCGGGCGAGUGUCGACGCCGCAGGUGCGCGUGGAAACGCCGGGGAAAGCGUCGGAUAAAAGCAGUUCGCCGCCAAGCUCGGCGGAGCAUAAGGGGAAGAAGAAGAAGAGCAAGGCUGCUGCCAACUCAUGA
Messenger RNA from Penicillium lagena, 1026 nucleotides. RefSeq names its product mediator complex subunit MED6 (gene med6). Bases 1 to 1026 code for a protein of 341 amino acids. The transcript is spliced from 3 exons. Gene Ontology annotation, molecular function: transcription coactivator activity. Gene Ontology annotation, biological process: regulation of transcription by RNA polymerase II. Lineage: Eukaryota; Fungi; Ascomycota; Eurotiomycetes; Eurotiales; Aspergillaceae. Gene Ontology annotation, cellular component: mediator complex; core mediator complex. The record is from RefSeq and is a predicted model, not a curated record.